Brettanomyces nanus is the source of this 1773-nucleotide messenger RNA. It is a transcript of the gene FRS1, whose product is annotated as phenylalanine--tRNA ligase subunit beta. Gene Ontology annotation, biological process: phenylalanyl-tRNA aminoacylation. Lineage: Eukaryota; Fungi; Ascomycota; Pichiomycetes; Pichiales; Pichiaceae. Gene Ontology annotation, molecular function: magnesium ion binding; ATP binding; phenylalanine-tRNA ligase activity. The record is from RefSeq and is a predicted model, not a curated record. Gene Ontology annotation, cellular component: cytoplasm; phenylalanine-tRNA ligase complex. The transcript has a single exon. The coding region runs from base 1 to 1773 and encodes 590 amino acids.
AUGCCUACGAUACCAGUUGAUAAAAAUGAUUUGUUUGAGCUGUUAGGAAAGACCUACACUCAUAAGGAAUUUGAUGAGCUAUGCUUUGAUUUCGGAAUUGAGCUAGAUGAAGAUACCACAGAAGAUGUGAAGGGUACAGACGAACGUCCCGAGUACAAAAUUGAAAUCGAGGCCAAUCGCUAUGACAUGCUUUGUAUAGAGGGUAUUGCGCAAGCUUUGAACGAGUAUUCAGGACUUAAAGAGUCGCCUCAUUACUCCUUGAAACCUGAAAAGCCGGAAAUAAGCCUUACUGUCGAUCCUUCCACAGAGCAGAUCAGACCUUAUGCAUGUUCUGCAAUUUUGAGAAACGUCUCGUUUACCGAACGAAGCUACCAAUCGUUCAUGGCUCUACAGGACAAAUUGCACACCAAUAUUUGUAGACAGAGAACUUUGGUCGCUGUGGGUACCCAUGAUCUCGACACCAUUAAGCCUCCAUUCUUCUACAAAGCUCUACCCCCUGAACAGAUCAAAUUCGCUCCUUUGAAUCAGAAUGAGGUGAUGGAUGGUAAAAGAUUGAUGGAAUUUUAUGAGACGGACAAAAAUUUGGGCCGUUACCUUCACAUCAUCAGGGAUUCUCCUGUUUACCCAGUUGUCCUAGAUUCGGCUGGUACAGUGUGUUCUUUACCUCCAAUUAUCAACAGUGAUCGUUCAAAAAUCACCCUGAAUACCAAGAACGUCUUUAUCGAGGUCACUGCAACGGACAAAACCAAAGCAGAGAUCGUUAUUAACCAAAUCGUUGCCAUGUUCUCUCGCUAUUGUCAAGAUAAGUUUAUCAUCGAGCCUGUCAAGAUCAUUUCGGAUCAUAACAGUCAAACACGAGUGUCUCCUAAUGUGAAACCACGGAUUAUAGCUGUUGAAAAACAUUAUAUCAACUCGUGCUUAGCUUUGGAUCUGUCGACUGACGAGAUUUGCAAACUACUUAAGAGAAUGUCUCUUACAGCAAAGGCCAAUCCUUCCAACGAUAACCUCAUUGACGUCUCUAUCCCUAUAACUAGAUCAGAUAUUCUUCAUCAGUGUGAUAUUAUGGAAGAUUGCGCCAUCGCUUACGGCUACGAUAACUUGAAGAAGACUACUCCAAAGACUGCUGCAACUGUGGCUCAUGCACUUCCUAUUAAUAAGGUGAGUGAUAUUCUGAGGGCUGCUUCAGCUCAGGCUGGAUGGUUGGAGGUUAUGCCUCUUGCACUUUGUUCUCAUGAUGAGAACUUCAAGUUCUUGAAAGAUGAGGAUGAUUCGCUUGCCGUGAAGUUGGCCAACCCAAAGACCGUCGAGUAUCAGGUUGUUAGAACCACUCUAGUUCCAGGAAUCUUAAAGACCAUCAAGGAGAACAAGAAUCAUGCUUUGCCUAUCAAGGUUUUUGAGGCCAAUGAUAUUGUUUUGAAAGACGAUACCGUUGAGAGACGUGCCAGAAACCAGAGAAAUUGGUGUGCUGGUUAUGCCGGUAAAGUGUCCGGCUUUGAGCUCAUCCAAGGUUUGUUAGGAAAAAUCAUGCAGACCUUCAGAACCCCUUGGUUAGAGGAUUCAUCAACAGAUGAACACGGCUUUUGGUUGCAGCAGUCCGAUGAAAAGAGAAUGUAUUUCCCAGGGAGGGGUGCCAAGAUAAUGUACAGGCCAAAGAAGGGCGCUGAAUUUGAGCAGAUUGGCCACAUCGGUGUCUUACAUCCAGAAGUUGUCACAAACUUCGACAUUCCAUUCGCUGUUUCUAUCGCUGAAAUCAACUCUGAAGUUUUCCUUUAA